CAUAUGGGCUUUAGUUUAAUCGAAACUAUAAACAAGUGACGGGUUGAGAGGUCGAAGCGAGAAACCGGUUGAAUGACAGCACGGCUGUACGUUUGGCUGUGAUUAAGUGCCUCCAAUGGCUGGCCGGCUGCUGAAAGUGUCGUCUGUUGCAACGGCAGUGGUGGCGUCGUCAGGCUUCUACCUCUACAACAACAAACUGGACCCCAAUGACAUCAGCCUGGUCCGCUUCGGGCGGGCCGCAGCUACGACUGCCGUGAUCAGCUAUGACUACAUGACAUCUCUGAAACAUGUGGAGUAUGGAUCAGAAGAAUACUGGGCGCUCAAAUCCCAGGUGCACCGUCGGUCAGCUGAGAGACUGCGUAACCUGUGCUGCGCCAACAGAGGCACCUUCAUCAAGGUGGGUCAACACCUGGGAGCCCUUGACUACCUCCUACCUGAGGAGUACACCUCCACCCUCAAAGUCCUGCACAGCAGAGCACCACAGAGUUCUAUGGAGGAGAUUCAGCAGGUCAUCAGAGAAGAACUGGGGAAGGAGCUCUCUGAUCUGUUCAUCUCUUUCGACGUGAAACCCCAGGGCGCGGCGUCGCUGGCCCAGGUCCACAAGGCAGUGUUGCAUGAUGGUAGGACGGUGGCUGUGAAGGUCCAACAUCCCAAGGUCCAGACACAGAGCUCCAAGGACAUCGUGGUCAUGGAGGUCCUGCUGAACAUGGUCCACUGGCUGUUCCCAGACUUUGCCUUCAUGUGGCUGGUGGAGGAGGCUAAGAAGAACAUGCCUGUAGAGCUGGACUUUCUAAACGAGGGACGCAACGCUGAGAAGGUGGCGGUCAUGCUCGCACACUUCCCCUGGCUCAAGGUACCUAAGAUCCACUGGGACCUGUCUACCAGGCGGAUCCUGACCAUGGACUUUGCCGAGGGAGGCCAGGUCAACGACAGAGACUAUAUGAGGAGACACAGCAUCAACGUCAAUGAGAUUUCUCAGAACUUGGGGAAGAUGUACAGUGAGAUGAUAUUUGUGCAUGGCUUCGUCCACUGUGACCCCCACCCAGGCAACGUGUUGGUGAGGAGGUGUCCCAACACCAAGAAGACUGAGAUUGUCUUACUGGACCACGGCCUGUAUCAGAUCCUGCUGCCAGACUUCCGGCUAAGCUAUUGUCGUCUGUGGCAGUCCCUGAUUAAGGGGGACCUGAAUGGGAUCGAGAGGUACAGCCGACGCCUGGGUGCGGGGGACCUCUACCCCCUCUUCGCCUGUGUCCUCACUGCACGCUCCUGGACCUCUGUCAAUGCUGGCAUCGGCAACACCCCCGUCACACACUCUGAGGACGUGGAGAUCAGGUCGAACGCAGCUCUCUACCUCCCCCAGAUCAGUGACCUGCUGAACCGCGUGCCCCGUCAGAUGCUGCUGCUACUGAAGACCAACGAUCUUCUCAGAGGCAUUGAGACCACUCUGCAGACCAGAGCCGCCUCCUCCUCCUUCAUCAACAUGUCCCGAUGCUGCACCAGGGCUCUAGCCAGGCACAAGCGGAGCAAGGCGCAGUCGAGGGCACGGCGUCUCCAGAUCACCAUGUCGGAGUCUCUGACCCUUUGGCAAAUCAGCCUGUACGAACUGUUCCUGUGGGUCAAGGGCUCAACGCUAGGAGGCUGGGUCGGUUCACUGCUCAGCUGUCUACACUACACACACUGAUCAGAGAAGAGAGGCAACGGCACAGACACGCAUAAAGACACACACACAGGCAGACAGACAGACACAUACACACUUAUGGGCGUACGCAUGCACACACACUUAGUGUACACACACAUCACACUACGGCGUACACAAAUAGGGCCUUUGGGAUGCAGAGUCAUGAAGACACACCAACAAAACUUGACACAAAUGCAUACACACAAACACACACACAGUUGACACACACACACGCACAGUCAGGCAAUCCGCUCCAAAUGCACGGAGACAGUUUAACCACUGUGUAAACCGAUGGAUAGAGGUAAAACGCAAAAAUAUAAACGCAACAUACAACAAUUUCAAAGAUUUUACUGAGUUACAGUUCAUAUAAGGAAAUCGGUCAAUUGAAAUGAAUUCAUUAGACCCUCAUCUAUGGAUUUCACAUAACUGGGCAGGGGCGCAGCAAUGGGUGAGCCAGGCCUUGCUAAUCAGAAUGAGUUUUCCCCCACAAAAGGGCGUUAUUAUUGGCACGUUUAGUUCACAUUAGGUGACAACUCAAUCAAUUGAAGAUCAAAAUUUGAUGUUGAACUGACAUCUGUGCCCAGUGAAAUAUGGUCAAAGCCACUCACUGUACAUAAAUGGCAACAACAGUUUGUAUGUAUUCAGGUUACCUCACUACUGUAUGUACUGUAAAUGUGCAGUGAUGCAGAAUGAAGUGUCAUAUUUUUGUUCAGAAAUGGAUGGCCUGUUUUCCACAUUUACAUUCCUCUGCUUUUCUCUGUUUAUCUCCUCUUCCCCCUUGAUUCUGCAACAAUUCCACUCUCCUUCUUUCUUCACCUCACUCUCUCUUCUACCCCUCUCUCCCUCUUCUAUCUCUCUCUAAUCUCCUCAGAACAUUACUGUUACUGUCCAGCUUUUUGUAACCACUGGUUUCUCUAUCAAAUUAUUCAAUUUACUGUAAUCAAAUUUUACCUUGACCAUUGUCAACAUACAGUUCCAAGACUGUAUGUUUAGCAUUGGUAUUGCUAUCAUUUUAUUAUACGGAUUUAAAUUUUUUGUCAUCUUCGAACAUGUUUUAGUUAGUUGAUUAUUCUGUGAAUUAUUUUAUUUAUCCUAUUUAUUGCUGUUGUUGGAGGUGUGGAGGAGAGAGUUAUUGUUCACUCAUAAUGAGUUUGCAUGGGGAAUGGAAAUAAAUGGAAAUAAUCCCAAUUGAACACACA
Oncorhynchus tshawytscha (Chinook salmon) is the source of this 2877-nucleotide messenger RNA. RefSeq names its product aarF domain containing kinase 1 (gene adck1). The coding region runs from base 116 to 1681 and encodes 521 amino acids. Gene Ontology annotation, cellular component: mitochondrial inner membrane. NCBI's taxonomy places the organism in Eukaryota, Metazoa, Chordata, Actinopteri, Salmoniformes, Salmonidae. The record is from RefSeq and is a predicted model, not a curated record. The transcript has 11 exons. Gene Ontology annotation, biological process: lipid homeostasis; mitochondrion organization.